AUGCCCUCCAAUAAAGAUCGCCUCUACGUCGCGCUGCACGCCCGCUCAGGAGCGCCCAAAAUGCCCGGGAAAGAAGAUAUCUACCACUGGGCCCUACUGAUUGCUCCCAAAACCGAAAGAAAAUCCAGCGUAUGUCUACACUACGAAGCGAAAGAGCGCCCGAAAACAGAAGGCACCUGGGAGUGGUUUUUCGCGGAGUCGACGCGCUCGGUUGGGCCGACGGAUAUGCUGCUCGUGCGGAUCAUGGUUGCGAAGAUAAUCGAUAAAACUGACCUGGUGGGUGUUCUACGGGAGACGCCGGUUAGACAGGAUACCCCGGGAUGGAACUGCGUGGGCUGGGUGAAGGAAGCGCUGGAGAGGGUCCAGGCGAACGGGCAGAUGGUGGGGAGACAAAUGUUGGAGUGGGAAGCGAUCAGGAAUGAGGCAAUGCGGUACUGUCAGAUGAAGCGAGAUCAGCAUCGAUUUGAUGGGAAGGGUUCUUUUGAUAUCCAGACUGUUCCGACAUUUGAUUUGAUUGAGGGGAGGGAGAUUGUGGUUUAA
Aspergillus steynii IBT 23096 is the source of this 540-nucleotide messenger RNA. RefSeq lists its product as uncharacterized. The record is from RefSeq and is a predicted model, not a curated record. The coding region runs from base 1 to 540 and encodes 179 amino acids. The transcript has 2 exons. Lineage: Eukaryota; Fungi; Ascomycota; Eurotiomycetes; Eurotiales; Aspergillaceae.